AUGCUUAAACAGCGUGCUGUGAAAGGGUAUAUCAAACGACUUCUUGUGGUCAACCGUUCUUAUUUCAGCUUCAACACGUCGCAGGUGCUUAGUCGGACUCGUGCCGCAUUUACGUACAGCAACCAUGUCACGUGUUACAGGAACUUCUUCUUGAAUCGGAUUCGAGCACGCAAAGGAACGGUGGAGGAAAAAGAAAAACGGUCUAUUGUGACUAUCGCCGCGGAACCACCAGCGCCAGCCCUUCCGGACACCGUCGAUGGCACAGUGCCGUAUCGAAGGUACUGUGAGCUGCCAAUCGCACGUCAUUUCUGUGUAUCGUUCAUCCCGACCGAUUAUUGCACUCUUCACACCUUUGUCCUCAUUCUCGCUAUGUUGACGCCGCCAAGCCACGAUUUGGAGUUGCCUCUUCCUCCUUCGCUGCACGCCGUCGGUUGUCCGUCGUACGGUUUGUCAUCUCCGGACGAAAACGUACGUUUCGCAGUUUUUUAUCUGCCCUCUGUUCAGUUGUUCGUAUGCAUUCGGUAG
Molecule: messenger RNA, 525 nt
Organism: Soboliphyme baturini
Lineage: Eukaryota; Metazoa; Nematoda; Enoplea; Dioctophymatida; Soboliphymatidae
Source: the annotation of a GenBank genome assembly